AUGGCCGACCUUCGUGCUGCCGCUGAUCUCCUUGACCGCCUCUUCCUCCCCCAGCCGUCGGGUAGCCAAGACGCUGCCUAUCGGCCGACCGUCGGAAGCACUGACAUAUGGGCCUGGGUGCAUGGCCUAUUUCUUUUGGCCAUUUACGGUGGUCGUGUGGAGAACCCAUUCGACACUGACAUCCUGGACGCAUACUUGAGACAGAUAUUCAAUGAGGCCCUCCUAACCAAUCGUGAGCUGGGUCCGCUCCGACUGCCUUCGACGGCAAACCGCAAAGUGGGCAAGAAAUUGGUUAUCUUAACUUGCGUAUGA
Messenger RNA from Protopolystoma xenopodis, 312 nucleotides. The record is from the annotation of a GenBank genome assembly. Lineage: Eukaryota; Metazoa; Platyhelminthes; Monogenea; Polystomatidea; Polystomatidae.